Pundamilia nyererei is the source of this 1942-nucleotide messenger RNA. It is a transcript of the gene vsig10, whose product is annotated as V-set and immunoglobulin domain containing 10. The record is from RefSeq and is a predicted model, not a curated record. Gene Ontology annotation, cellular component: plasma membrane; cell-cell junction. The transcript is spliced from 9 exons. NCBI's taxonomy places the organism in Eukaryota, Metazoa, Chordata, Actinopteri, Cichliformes, Cichlidae. Gene Ontology annotation, molecular function: cell adhesion molecule binding. Gene Ontology annotation, biological process: synapse assembly; cell-cell adhesion. The coding region runs from base 282 to 1847 and encodes 521 amino acids.
UUUCUGUCCUGGUAAAGUUUCCGGCUUGGCAUGCUCAUGUAAACAGAGCACCUCUACCAAUUCUUGGUGAAGCCUAAGAGAAGGACAGAAGUCGGAUCAUGUCAGACCGCUGCCAUCUGCCGACACUGGGUUCCGUGUGCUGUGGUGUGUAAUGGGCAGACCGGUGCCCGGUGUGUUGCUGCGUAUCACCGAGGUGCUCCCGCAGGUGGACUAGUCAGACAGGUUUGACCUAGAAGUCGCAACUGUUCACUCAUUUCUGAAGGCAAUGUAGGAAAGUUAUCAUGAAGGUAGUAGCAACGUUAGCGCUUCUGCAGUUGUAUAUUUCUGCAACAGCUGAUCUCGUUACAGCGGAAGUUUCGGGUAAUGUCUCAAGCGAAACGGCCCUGUCAGCUUCACCGGGUGACAUCGUUGUACUUCCGUGUUACUCAGCAGGUAAAGUAACACCCGUGGUAACGACAUGGACCAAAAAUGGACGGGAAAUCGUUACAGGCGGAGAUCCCACUCGGCGCCUCAUCGUGAACCCUGAUGGGAGUUUGAACAUCAGCGCGACGAUGCUUGGAGAUGAGGGGAUUUACCUGUGCAACUCCACACUAUCUGACAACCGCUCAUUCCUGGCACGUGUGCUGCUUCAAGUAACAAGUGGACCAGAAAAUGUGUCUACAUCCAUCAGUCCUGCCACUGCACUGUCCAAUGGGACCCUUUACACAGAUCGGGGUUCAUCCGUUACUUUAAGGUGCUCCGGCUCCUCCUACCCGUCUCAGCACCUGACCUGGGCCUUCAGCGGUGACUCGUCAAGCAACGACUCGCUGGUUUCAGGCUCUGGAUCGUCCCUGGAAUUCACCAUACAAAACAUUCAGCCCAGCGCUCAAGGAGUUUACAGCUGCAGGGCCCACAACCCUGUUUCAAAUGUGACAGUAAUCAGUCGCAAGGAGCUGCUAGUGUACUAUGUCUCAGACAGACACCCUGAGUGUAAAUGGACACUGACACAGAACAUCUCUCUAGUCCAGUUCACCUGCACUUGGUUAGAAGUUUAUCCCACCCCAAACCUACGUUGGAACAUGGGACCAUUCCAGGUGGCGGACAGCCUCAAUGUUACGAUGAGCCGCUCCACGCUGUCAGACGGGCAGACCGUGAACUGCACAGCCCAGCCCCAGCACCUCGGCCCAGAAAAAGAGAAGUCGUGUUCGUUUACCCUCGAGCUUCCCUUCCCUGAAGGCGAACCAAUGGUCUCUGCUCUGGAGGCAAGCAACGUAACACUCGCAUGCACUGAGACCACGUCCAAGCCCCCUGCAAUUACCACAUGGAGAAAGGGAUUGCAACUGGACUACAUUGAAUCUGGAUCAAAAUACAUCCUGUCUUUGGAAGGCCCGGUCUUCAAGCUGACCAUAGUAAACGUCACUAAGGAGGACGAAGGCUUCUAUUUCUGCCACAGUGAGAACCCGCUCGGACUACGCGAGCUGGAAGUGGAGCUCACUGUGAAGACAGCCUCUUCCGCGUACACAGGAGCAGUCAUCGGCAUAUUUAUAGCAGCACUGAUUAUGGGGUCAGCUGUCAUCAUAGCCAAAAUUGUCUACAACAGCAGAGACCGGAUUUGCCUGGGUGGCUUUGGGCAAGUGGAUGACGACAGUGGAGACGUUCUGAGUCUGGUGGAGUCGGAUGACGAACAAGUCUUCCAAGAUGCAGUUCCCCGGCUGCCUCCAAUAACCAACGGACAUCACACAACACUUGUGCAGAUACAUCGAAUCCCAUCAAGUGAUCACGAGGAUGCAGAAACUGCUGACACAAGUCCACAGCAGCAGGAGGAUACCGUACAGACGGAAGAGCCAGUGCAACUUGUAGAAUUUUAGGUAUUGGGGAUUUUUUUAGAGCAAUGUUUAGUUUUAGGUAAAUUUACUCCUGAAGAGAAUGUGAACAGAAUCGGUGGCAGAAACCUUUUUGUCCU